Messenger RNA from Ilyonectria robusta, 948 nucleotides. Its product is annotated as pyrroline-5-carboxylate reductase dimerization-domain-containing protein. NCBI's taxonomy places the organism in Eukaryota, Fungi, Ascomycota, Sordariomycetes, Hypocreales, Nectriaceae. The transcript is spliced from 2 exons. Gene Ontology annotation, biological process: L-proline biosynthetic process. Gene Ontology annotation, molecular function: pyrroline-5-carboxylate reductase activity. The record is from RefSeq and is a predicted model, not a curated record. The coding region runs from base 1 to 948 and encodes 315 amino acids.
AUGAACUCUCCCAUUCAGUUGACCGUCAUCGGUUGCGGCGUGCUUGGCCGAGGUAUUGUAGAGGGUUUAUUGUCCGAAUCUACGCCUUCACGAUCCUACAGACUGGCCUUGACUGGUCGUCGCCCCGAAGCUCUUGACGGCCUGCGAAAGGAUUAUCCCUCGGCCCUCGUGACUGGAGACAACAAGGAUCCCCUCAUCUGGUCGCUCAACGAUUACAUGAGAAGCACCCACAUCGUGGUGAUUGCGACAAAACCUCACUGCACAGCGGAGGUUUGCGACGAGAUAACUCAAGCUUUCAAGGCAGCCGGUGCCACGCAGCAGUUGGUUGUGGUUACUGUUUGCCCGGGUAUCACUGUUUCGCAGCUUGAGAAAUGGCUCCCUCGAGAAACGCCCAUCAUGCGUACCAUGCCCAAUACCCCCGUUGCGGUCAAGAAAGGUGCCACGGCAAUCUUCUCUAACCAGCACAUGACUCCUCACCUCGCGGCCGAGGUGCAAUUGAUCUUUGAGUGUAUUUCGCCGGUCGUUGCGACGCUCCCUCGGGAGGAACUCAUGGACAUAGCCGCAUCCGUGUCUGGAUCCGCUCCGGCCUACGUCUAUCACCUUCUACAGUCAUUGGUCGCAGCAGGAACGGCUCAUGGUCUCCCUGCCGACAUCGCCCAUCAGCUCGUGGUCCAGUCCUGCAUGGGGGCGGCCCUCUUGGCCCAGAGAUCCCCCGAUAUCCCGUUGCAGCAGUUGGUCAAUGACGUAUGUGUCCCAGGCGGAAGCACGGAAAAGGCGAUUCGGACCUUGGAUCGUCACGACGCGGGCAAGAUUGUGCAGGCCGCUGUGGAGGCGAGCUGGAAAGCGAAUGUUGCAAUGAGUGGAAAUCGUACUUCCAGCCCCGCACCUACUAAGACCCUGGAGGGCACAGCGGGAAUGACGGCCCUGGUAGAUGUGGUAAAGGAAUGA